This is a messenger RNA of Nicotiana attenuata, 1111 nucleotides long. Its product is annotated as ribosomal RNA small subunit methyltransferase NEP1-like. Bases 143 to 973 code for a protein of 276 amino acids. The transcript is spliced from 8 exons. Gene Ontology annotation, molecular function: rRNA (pseudouridine) methyltransferase activity; rRNA binding. Gene Ontology annotation, biological process: rRNA base methylation. Gene Ontology annotation, cellular component: nucleolus; small-subunit processome. The record is from RefSeq and is a predicted model, not a curated record. NCBI's taxonomy places the organism in Eukaryota, Viridiplantae, Streptophyta, Magnoliopsida, Solanales, Solanaceae.
AAUGUGGCAGCCUUUUUGUAUAUAUAUGAACUUCGACUGGCGACGGGGGACGGCUCCCAGAACUGAGUGACGGCGUGUGCAUCGUGGACUCGACGACCCCUCUUCUCUCUCUCUCUUGAGCAAAUUUAGGGGUGACAAUAAAAUGGGUCGGCCGUACAAAGUAAAAGGGGAAAAGAGAAAAAAGAAAGAAGUGAAUUAUGAUAAAGAAGAAAUAGAGGAAACUUUGGAAGAGGAGUCAGCAAAAAGAGUGAGAACAGAACACACUGCUGUAGAUACUGAGGCAGCUGAAAGAGUUGUAGAUUUACUAGCUGGCAUUCCUAUUGUUUCAACUGAUCAAAGUACUAAGCCUGGUGUUAUUUUCAUCAUCGAGAGAGCCUCUCUGGAAAUUGCUAAAAUUGGAAAGACUUACCAACUUCUGAACUCAGAUGAACAUGCCAACUUUCUCAAGAAGAAUAAUCGAAACCCUUCUGAUUAUCGGCCUGAUAUUGCUCAUCAGGCAAUGCUUACAAUAUUAGAUAGCCGAGUAAAUAAAGCUGGACGAUUAAAAGCGUUGUAUGUGAAGACUGAAAAAGGUGUCCUAUUUGAAGUAAAACCUCAUGUUCGUAUCCCCAGGACAUUUAAGCGAUUCGCUGGUAUCAUGUUGCAGCUGCUACAAAAGCUGAGCAUAACUGCUGUUGGUAAGCGAGAAAAACUGCUACGUGUUAUAAAAAACCCUGUCUCUCAGUACCUACCCAUUGACUGUCGGAAGAUAGGCUUCUCUCAUAGUUCUGAGAAACUGGUGGAUAUUCAAGACUACGUUAAUGGAAUUAACAAUGACAUGAACCUUGUUUUUGUGGUUGGGGCAAUGGCCCAUGGAAAAAUUGAAAAAGAUUAUGUCGAAGAUUAUAUAUCUGUUUCCGAUUAUCCACUGAGUGCUGCGUACUGCAUAUCCAUGGUCACGAAUGCUGUGGAGCGCAAAUGGAAGAUUUUGUAGAGUUGUAGCUUACCUUGGUUUUUGUUGCGACAUUUACUUUCUAGAAUGUUAUCCUUUCCAAUACUCAGUCUUCAUUGCCAUUCUGAUUCAGCAUUAUUCUAUUGUGAAAUAUAUUUUUGCUUCUUUUUCUUUUUUUCA